CGAGUUCUAGAGAGGGAGAGUGAGUGAGAAAACAAAAGGCUGUUGUUGGGAUCCCAUCUUCCUUAACUUCCAAUCCCAGCUUCCUUUUCUUCCUCCACCCCACCAGCACCACUAUCACCACCAAUACCGCCACACACCGCCGUUGACGAUCCAAAUUCCCACCGUAGACUUUUACAAAAAUAUAUCAAUUAUGUCGAUCAACAUGAAAACUCUAACCCAAGCCUUCGCCAAAGCCUCAGCUAAAGCCUCAGCGGUGAUCGAGAAAACGGUUCAAACCACCGUACAAGAAGUUUCUGGUUUACCCAGAGCUUUACAAGACUACGAUCUCUUAGAUCAGAUCGGGUCAGCCGGACCGGGCCUAGCUUGGAAGUUGUACUCGGCCAAGGCCCGAGAUGGCCACGCCGUGUACCCAAACGUUUGUGUUUGGCUUCUUGAUAAGCGAGCUCUUUCCGAGGCACGACAACGGGCAGGGCUAUCCAAGACUGCUGAAGACUCGUUUUUUGACAUCAUUCGGGCUGAUGCCUCCCGGCUGGUGAGGUUGAGGCAUCCUGGGGUUGUUCAUGUAGUGCAGGCACUUGAUGAGAGUAAAAAUGGUAUGGCUAUGGUUACAGAACCCUUGUUUGCUUCGGCUGCUAAUGCUUUGGGGGAUUUGGAGAAUAUUGAGAAAGUUCCCAAAGAGCUUAAAGGAAUGGAAAUGGGGUUGCUUGAGGUUAAACAUGGUUUGCUCCAAAUUGCAGAAACGUUGGAUUUCCUCCAUAGCAAUGCUCGUCUAGUUCAUCGGUCUAUAUCACCUGAGACUAUUCUCAUCACUUCAAAUGGAGCUUGGAAACUUGGUGGUUUUGGUUUUACCAUAUCAGUGGAUCAAGCAGCUGAUUUAUCCAACAUUCAGGCUUUCCAUUAUUCUGAAUAUGAUGUUGAAGACUCUAUUAUACCACUUCAGCCAUCACUAGACUACACUGCACCAGAGCUGGUUCGAAGUAAGACAUCUUCUGUGGGGUGCUCCUCUGAUAUUUUCAGUUUUGGAUGCCUUGCCUACCACUUGAUUGCUCGGAAGCCUCUGUUGGACUGCCACAACAAUGUGAAAAUGUAUAUGAAUAAUUUGAAUUACUUAUCCAGCGAGGCUUUCUCUUCGAUUCCACAAGAACUAGUUCCGGACUUGCACAAUAUGCUUUCUGCAAAUGAGGCUUUGAGACCAACUGCCUUGGGUUUUACAAGUUCAUCUUUUUUCCGUGACGACACUAGGUUGCGUGCUCUUCGCUUCCUGGAUCACAUGCUUGAAAGAGAUAACAUGCAGAAAUCUGAGUUUUUAAAGGCAUUAUCUGACAUGUGGAAAGAUUUUGACUCCCGUGUACUGCGUUAUAAGGUUCUUCCUCCACUUUGUGCAGAGCUCCGGAACGUGGUAAUGCAACCCAUGAUUCUUCCCAUGGUUCUGACCAUUGCAGAAUCUCAGGAUAAAAGUGAUUUUGGGAUAUCGACCCUGCCAGCUCUUGUUCCUGUUUUAAACAGCGCAGCAGGUGAAACAUUAUUGUUACUUGUUAAGCAUGCAGAGCUUAUUAUCAACAAGGCUAGUCAGGACCACUUAAUCUCACAUGUUCUGCCCAUGCUUGUCCGAGCUUAUGAUGAUACUGAUCCACGUUUGCAAGAGGAAGUCCUGAAAAAGACUGUAGCACUUGCUAAGCAACUUGAUCUUCAGUUAGUAAAACAGGCAAUCAUGCCUCGCGUUCAUGGGUUGGCAUUGAAAACGACUGUUGCUGCGGUGAGGGUCAAUGCACUAUUAUGUUUGGGAGACAUGGUCCACACACUGGACAAGCCUGCUGUUCUAGAGAUCUUACAGACAAUACAAUGUUGUACUGCGGUUGAUCGUUCUGCACCAACUCUUAUGUGUACCCUUGGGGUAGCCAACUCCAUCUUGAAGAAGAAUGGGAUAGAAUUUGUGGCAGAACAUGUCCUUCCACUUCUCCUGCCCCUUCUCAUUGCUCAACAAUUAAACGUUCAGCAAUUUGCAAAAUACAUGGCUUUUGUAAAGGAGAUUCUCAGGAAGAUUGAAGAGAAGCGAGGAGUAACACUGAGCGACUCAGGAAAUCCAGCAGUAAACAUAAAAUCAUCUCUUACUGUUGAUGCUCAGAUACCUGGACAUGUGAACAAAACAAGUGUGAGUUCUCAGUCUACCACAAAACGCAGCCCGUCAUGGGAUGAAGACUGGAUUCCACCAAGGGGAUCUUCAACCACCGUGCAGUCUUCUAUGGCAUUGCCUUCCCAGUCUACUUCUGCAGGACAGUCUAUCCAAGUUACUUCUGGGCCUUCACAGUCAUACAUGACAUCUACUGUAUCUGGUCAGCAACUAUCAUCUUCAUGUCCUGCAGUUGAUGUGGAGUGGCCUCCUAAACCUUCGUCAUUUGGUACUACCAUUCUAAGUGAUUCUGAGAAACAAUUAGAAAACAAGGGGGCAUUGGGUUCAAGUCUUGAUGAUAUUGAUCCUUUUGCUAACUGGCCUCCCCGAUCUAGUGGUUCCUCAGCUGCUUCUCACUCUUUGAACAAUGGAUCAACGGCCCCGUUCGCAAACAGACCCGUGUCUAACAAUAGUGCUACUCUUCUUAAUGGUUUAAACUCUCAAACAAAUGGCCUUGAUCCAUGGGCUUUCAGCACCCCAAUUUCUUCACAGCCCUUGAAACAGAAUCAAGGGAUUACAUCACGCCCUGAUAGUAUCAGUAGUGGGGGUCUUGACUCACAGAGUUCAUUUGGAUUCAUGAAACAUAGUCAAGGGUCAUCAUCAGCUUUGGGUGCUUCUAGUGGUCGAGCAACCAAUAUUGGAUCAAUAUUUUCUUCGAACAAGGGUGAGCCGACUGCUCCAAGGUUGGCUCCUCCUCCAUUAACUGCUGUCGGUAGAGGAAGGGGAAGAGGUAGGGGAAAUCAAGGGCAACUCAGGUCCUCAACAUUAGGGUCUGGUAAUGCAAAGUCUCAUCCAGAGCAACCCCCUCUACUUGAUUUGCUCUAAUUGCCAAUAUGCAGAUCCCUUGCGAUGCGAGUCCAGUGAUCUGAUUAAAGAUCAAUCUGGAGAGCUGUUGAUACCACGUGAUUAAAGAUUUUUGCUAGCAAUGCCAUGGAGAAACCUGUUCAUACUCUUACUGCAUGGCAGUGUUUGCCUGGGUAGGCAAAGAUUGUUGUAGAGUGACUCUUUUUGUAGAAUAGUGUGGCUGAGUUUUGGUUUUCCUUGUUUAUCAUUUUUAUUCUUCAUUUAAUUUGUUGAACAAGGGUUGCUUUGUAAUAAUUGUAUUUUUAAAAGUAAUUAGCUCUCAACGAUGUUUAAGAAAUAAUGAAAGAGAUGGGUGAUGGGACAUUUCAAUCUUUUCUCUAGAAUACGGGGCUUAUGAAAUUCAAUUUCCUCUUUUAUGAA
Molecule: messenger RNA, 3394 nt
Organism: Solanum lycopersicum (tomato)
Lineage: Eukaryota; Viridiplantae; Streptophyta; Magnoliopsida; Solanales; Solanaceae
Product: SCY1-like protein 2 B
Biological process (GO): protein phosphorylation
Molecular function (GO): protein kinase activity; ATP binding
Source: RefSeq, a predicted model, not a curated record